Messenger RNA from Homalodisca vitripennis (glassy-winged sharpshooter), 714 nucleotides. Its product is annotated as putative gustatory receptor 28b. The coding region runs from base 1 to 714 and encodes 237 amino acids. Lineage: Eukaryota; Metazoa; Arthropoda; Insecta; Hemiptera; Cicadellidae. Gene Ontology annotation, cellular component: dendrite; membrane; axon. The record is from RefSeq and is a predicted model, not a curated record. The transcript has 5 exons. Gene Ontology annotation, biological process: sensory perception of taste.
AUGGUUCUUAUACCUGUAAACCACAGUGACCAAGCAUUCUCAUUAUCAAUAUCCCUCGCCACGAUUGCAAUGCUGUUCUGCCCCCAAGCUGCCCUGCUCGUCCACUUCACACAUUUGGCUCAAAGUAUCGCAAAGUCCUUUGAAAUGGUCAACGCCAAGAUCGAGAUGGAAGUCACAAGCCCUGCCAGUGUUGACGGCACCCAUACAAGAUGCAAUAUGCUUUCUAAAAUCAAGAAACUGAGAACACUGAUGAACACCUACUGGAUGCUAUGUGAUGCCGUACACCAAGCUAAUGUCUUCUACUGCGAUCAGCUGAUGGCCGUUACCUUCUCCUCAUUUCUCCACAUCACUGUCACGUCUUACUAUUUUUUCUUGCUACUCAAAACUGGUACAUUGUUCCUCACGCCUACUCAAAUAGCUUGGAUCUUGUUUCACAUCUGCUACGUGGUUCUGUUACUAACUUCAAGCACAGAUGUCACCAACAAGGCUGAUGAGACAGGACAGACGAUCUGCAAGUUCAUCAACAAGAACAAGGACCCGGAAUUGAGAAAUCAGCUUGAAGGGUUUCUCCUGCAAUUGCCUCACCACAACGCAAGAUUCUCUGCGCGUGGAUUUUUCCCGCUCAACAACGAGACCCUCACAGCGAUGGUUGGAGCGGUGACAACUUACCUGGUGAUACUGAUCCAGUUCCAUACUGAACAAUCAUCCACCUAG